Molecule: messenger RNA, 17973 nt
Organism: Balaenoptera ricei (Rice's whale)
Lineage: Eukaryota; Metazoa; Chordata; Mammalia; Artiodactyla; Balaenopteridae
Gene: MUC5B
Product: mucin 5B, oligomeric mucus/gel-forming
Exons: 50
Coding region: 1-17370 (5789 amino acids)
Cellular component (GO): extracellular matrix
Molecular function (GO): protein binding
Source: RefSeq, a predicted model, not a curated record
AUGGGUGCCCAGAGCGGGUGCCGGGCCCUGGCGUGGGCCCUUGUGGUCCUGCCCUUGGUGCAGAAGGCAGGCCACUCGCCUGUGUGUCUCCUGCUGACACUGCACAGCGUGUCCUCCGUGGGGCCCUGCAUGCCCCAGACUCCUGGUCCCCCCGGAGCGCCCAGCCUGCGCUGGGAGAACUUAGGUCCCCCUGGGGAAACUGAGGGUCUCAGCCUCCGGGAUGGGACGGGGGGGGGCUCUGGAGACCCAGAGCGGCACGGAGCAGAGCUGGGCGAGUCAGGAGGCCACCGUGAACGGGUAGCCAGUGAGGAGGACGGGGGCCCUGGGAAGGGGUGUCCUGGCCGGUCUCUGGCCGGUCUCUGCCCGGCCAUGUUCGGGUGUGACCUGGCUCACUCUGCAGCCCAGCGUGUGACCUUCAUCCCGCCCAUCACUGGCUUCCCCACCAUGAGCUGUAAGUGGUCGCCGCCCACUGCCCCCAGGGUCAGGGGUGUUUGCCAGCCUCAGGGGGUGGUCACAGACCUGGGGCGCGCACUCCCCACAGCCCCGAACGCGGCGCACGGCGGGCGGGUGUGCAGCACGUGGGGCGACUUCCACUACAAGACCUUCGACGGCGACGUCUUCCGCUUCCCCGGGCUGUGCAACUACGUCUUCUCCGCGCACUGCGGUGCCGCCUACGAGGACUUCAACCUCCAGCUCCGCCGCGGCCUGGUGGGCUCCAGGCCCACGGUCACCCACAUCAUCCUCAAGACGCAGGGGCUGGUGCUGGAGGUCUCCAACGGGUCCAUCCUGGUCAACGGGCGGCGGGAGGAGUUGCCCUACAGCCGCGCCGGCCUCCUGGUGGAGGAGAGCAGUGCCUAUGUCAAGGUCAACAUCCGGCUGAUGCUGACCUUCACGUGGAACGGAGAGGACAGCGCCCUGCUGGAGCUGGACCCCAGGUACGCCAACCAGACCUGCGGCCUGUGCGGGGACUUCAACGGGCUCCCGGCCAUCAGCGAGUUCUAUGCCCACAAUGCCAGGCUGACCCCUGUACAGUUUGGGAACCUGCAGAAGCUGGAUGGGCCCACGGAGCAGUGCCAGGACCCCCUGCCCUCCCCAGCUGACAACUGCACAGAUGGAGAGGGCAUCUGUCGCCAAACCCUGCUGGGUCCAGCCUUUGCUCAGUGCCACAGGCUGGUGGAUGCCGAGGUGUACGUGGCCACCUGCACCCAGGACCUGUGCCGCUGCCCCACCUGCCCAUGUGCCACCUUCGCGGAGUACUCUCGCCAGUGUGCCCACGCCGGGGGACAGCCGCAGAGCUGGAGGGGCCCUGACCUCUGCCCCCAGACGUGCCCGCUGAACAUGCAGCACCAGGAGUGUGGCUCACCCUGCGCGGACACCUGCUCCAACCCCGAGCGCUCCCAGCUCUGCGAGGACCACUGCGUCGACGGCUGCUUCUGCCCCCUAGGCAGGUCCUGCACGGUGCUGGACGACGUCACCCACUCGGGCUGCCUGCCCCUGCGGCAGUGCCCCUGCACCCACGGCGGCCGCCCCUACGCCCCGGGGGCCUCCUUCACCACCAGCUGCAGCUCCUGCACCUGCUCCGGGGGACUAUGGCAGUGCCAGGACCUCCCGUGCCCGGGCAUCUGCUCCGUCCAGGGCGGGUCCCACAUCUCCACCUACGAUGAGAAACUCUAUGAUGUGCAUGGGGACUGCAGCUACGUCCUAACCAAGAUAUGUGCAGGCAACGCCCUCACCGUGCUGGCCGAGCUGCGGAGAUGCGGCCUGACGGACAACGAGAACUGCCUCAGAGCAGUGAUGCUGAGCUUGAGCGGAGGGGACACGGCCAUCCAGAUCCAGGCCAACGGCGGGGUGUUCGUGAACUCCAUCUACACGCAGCUGCCCGUGUCAGUGGCCAACAUCACCGUCUUCAGGCCGUCAUCCUUCUUCAUCCUGGUGCAGACGGGCCUCGGGCUGCAGCUGCAGGUGCAGCUGGUGCCCCUCAUGCAGGUGUUCCUCAGGCUGGACCCCUCCUACCAGGGCCAGAUGUGUGGCCUGUGCGGGAACUUCAACCGGAACCAGGCCGACGACUUCCGGACCAUCAGCGGCGUGGUGGAGGGCACGGCCGCCGCCUUCGCCAACACCUGGAAGACGCAGGCCGCCUGCCCCAACGUCAAGAACGGCUUCGAGGACCCCUGCUCCCUCAGCGUGGAGAACGAGAACUACGCCCAGCACUGGUGCUCCCUGCUGACUGACCCUGCCGGGGCCUUCUCGUCCUGCCACUCUGUCAUCAACCCUGGGCCCUUCCACUCGAACUGCAUGUUCGACACGUGCAGCUGCGAGAAGAGUGAGGACUGCAUGUGCGCGGCCCUGUCCUCCUACGUGCGGGCCUGCGCCGCCCGGGGUGUGCUGCUCGGCGGCUGGCGGGACGGCGUGUGCAACAAGUACGUGAGCAGCUGCCCCAAGACCCAGAGCUACGCCUACGUGGUGGACAGCUGUCAGCCCACCUGCCGCUCCCUAAGCCAGGCCGAUGUCACCUGCGACGUGGCCUUCGUGCCCGUGGACGGCUGCACCUGCCCCUCGGGCACCUUCCUGGACGACACCGGUGACUGCGUGCCCGCCGAGGCCUGCCCCUGCUACGCCCGUGGCUCCGUGCUGGCCCCCGGGGAGGUCCUGCACGACAGCGGUGUGGUGUGUUCAUGUGCGAGCGGGAAGCUGAGCUGCCUGGGAGCCGUGGAGGAGAGCACAGGGUGCGUGGCCCCCAUGCUGUUCCUGGAUUGUAGCAACGCCUCCGCGGACACGCCCGGGGCCGAGUGUGUGCGGAGCUGCCACGUGCUGGAUGUAGACUGUUUCAGCACUCGCUGUGUGUCGGGCUGCGUCUGCCCCGCGGGGCUGCUGGCCGAUGGGAGCGGGGGCUGUGUGGCCGAGGAGGACUGCCCCUGCCUGCACAACGAGGCCGCCUACCAGCCCGGGGAGACCAUCAGGGUCGACUGUAACACCUGCACCUGCAGGGGCCGCAGGUGGGAGUGCAGCCGCCGGCCCUGCCUGGGCACCUGCGUGGCCUAUGGGGACGGCCACUUCAUCACCUUUGACGGCGAGCGCUACAGCUUUGAGGGGAGCUGUGAGUACACGCUGGCCCAGGACUACUGUGCAGGCAACAAUGCCAGCAAUGGGAGCUUCCGCAUCGUCACCGAGAACGUCCCCUGCGGGACCACGGGCGUCACCUGCUCCAAGGCCAUCAAGAUCUUCCUGGAGGUGGGGGCGCCUGGGAACCGUCUCCCUCCCUCUGCAGCCCUGUUGGAGCCCUGGCCGGGGCCCCUGGACCUCCAGCUGUGCCACCGCCUCCCCUGUGCCCCUCUGCAGAACUAUGAGCUGAUCCUCCACGAGGGUUCCUACAAGGUGGUGCAGAGGGGGCCAGGCGGAGACCUGCCCUACAAGAUCCGUUACAUGGGCAUCUACCUGGCCGUCGAGACCCGCAGUGGCAUGGUCGUGUCCUGGGACCGGAAGACCAGCGUGUUUAUUCGGCUGCACCAGGAGUACAAGGGGAGGGUCUGCGGCCUGUGUGGGAACUUUGACGACAAUGCCCUCAACGACUUCACCACGCGGAGCCAGUCCGUGGUGGGCGACGCGCUGGAGUUCGGCAACAGCUGGAAAUUCUCGCCGUCCUGCCCGGACGCCCAGGCCCCCAAGGACCCCUGCGCCGCCAACCCGUACCGCAAGCCCUGGGCCCAGAAGCAGUGCAGCAUCGUCAACAGCGCCACCUUCCGCGCCUGCCGUUCUCAGGUCGACUCCACCAGGUACUACGAGGCCUGCGUGAGUGACGCGUGCGCCUGCGACUCGGGGGGCGACCGCGAGUGUUUCUGCACGGCCGUGGCCGCCUACGCCCAGGCCUGCCACGAAGCGGGCGUGUGCGUGUCCUGGCGGACCCCGGACAUCUGCCCCCUGUUCUGCGACUACUACAACCCACAAGGGGAGUGCGAAUGGCACUACCAGCCCUGCGGGGCCCCCUGCCUGAGGACCUGCCGGAACCCCAGCGGGCAUUGCCUGAUGGACCUGCCAGGCCUGGAAGGCUGCUACCCAAAGUGCCCGCCCAGCAAGCCGUUCUUCAAUGAGGACGAGAUGAAGUGCGUGGCCCAGUGUGGGGGCUGCUAUGACGAGGACGGAAACUACCAUGAUGCCGGCACCAGGGUCCCCACGGCGGAGAACUGCCAGAGCUGUGACUGCACCUCCGGAGGCCUCCAGUGCACAUACAGCCCUGCGGCCUGUACGUGCACCUACGAGGGCAGAACUUAUGCCUACGGGGACGUCAUCUACAACACGACCGACGGGCUGGGCGCCUGCCUGAUUGCCAUCUGCAGAGACAAUGGAACCAUUGUCCGAAAGGACGAGGAGUGUCCUGGAACCCUGUCCCCAACGCCCUUCACCUUCACCAGCACUGCGGCUCCGCCCUCCACCACAGGCGCGGUCCCCACGCCCUCCACCGUGUGUGUGCAGGAGCGCUGCCGCUGGUCCGACUGGUACGACAGCGGACGUCCAGAGCUGGGCAUGGGAGGGGGAGACUUCGAGACAUUCGAGAACCUGAGGCAGAGGGGCUACCGGUUCUGCCCGGCCCCAGCGCAUGUCGAGUGCCGGGCCCAGCAGUUCCCGGAUAUGCCUUUGGAGAAGCUGGGCCAGAAGGUGGAGUGUGGCCAGGCCCGGGGGCUGACCUGCCUCAACAGCGAGCAGAACCCCCCGCUCUGCCACAACUACGAGCUGAGGGUCCUCUGCUGCGACUACGUGCCCUGCAGCACCAGCCCGGCCCCGGGCACCAGCCAGCGGCCAUCCUCCCAGCCCCUGCCCACCUCCACCCAGACCACACCCACCAGAGGAACCACCCUCCUGUCCAUGGCGCCCUCCGCCUCACAGACCCCAUCUGCCAAGCCUGCCUCAACCGUGACCCGAGUGGGCAGCAGCUCUGUGGUCCCGGCUACCACCACGUGUGAGCCCCGCUGUCAGUGGACGGAGUGGUUUGACGAGGACUACCCCAAGUCCGAGGAGGCCGGGGGGGACGUUGAGUCCUACGACAAGAUCAGGCGUGCGGGAGGGGCCGUGUGCGAGCAGCCCCAGGGCAUAGAGUGCCAGGCCGAAAACUUCCCCGACGUCAGGCUGGAGGAGCUGAAUCAGCGCGUGCACUGUGACGUCAGCUUUGGCCUGGUCUGCAGGAACGACGAGCAGGUGGGCCUGUUCAAGAUGUGCUACAACUACAAAAUCCGCGUGCUGUGCUGUGGGUACGGCCACUGCGGGGAGCCCACGUCCCCCACUGCCACUGCCACCUCAUCCACUGUCACAGCCACCACUGUGGCCACCUCUACAGCCACCAUUGCCAUCACAUCCACUGCCACAGCCCCCACUGCCACCGCAUCCACUGUCACAGCCCGCACGGCCACCACCUCCACAGCCCCCACUGCGGCCACCUCUACAGCCCCCACUGCCACCGCAUCCACUGCCACAGCCCCCACUGCCACCGCAUCCACAGCUACAGUCACCACUGUGGCCACCUCUACAGCUCCCACUGCCACCACAUCCACUGCCACAGCCCCCAUGGCCACUACCUCCACUGCCACAGCCACUACUGUGGCCAUCUCUACAGCCACCACUGCCACCACAUCCACUGCCACAGCCCCCACUGCCACCGCAUCCACUGCCACAGCCACCACUGUGGCCACCUCUACAGCUCCCACUGCCUCCACUGCCACAGCCCCCACGGCCACUACCUCCACUGCCACAGCCACUACGGUGACCAUCUCUACAGCCCCCACUGCCACCAUAUCCACUGCCACAGCCCCGACUGCCACCACAUCCACUGCCACAGCCACCACUGUGGCCACCUCUACAGCCACCAUUGCCACCACAUCCACUGCCACAGCCCCUAUGGCCACCACCUCCACAGCAACCACUGUGGCCACCUCUACAGCCACCAUUGCCACCACAUCCACUGCCACAGCCCCCACUGCCACUGCAUCCACUGCUACAGCCCCCACUGUGGCCACCUCUACAGCCCCCACUGCCACCACAUCCACUGCCACAGCCCUUAUGGCCACCACCUCCACAGCAACCACUGUGGCCACCUCUACAGCCACCACUGCAGCCACCUCCACUGCCACAGCCACCACCCCCAUAGCCCCCAUGUCCCCCACUGCCACUGCCACAGCCACCACUGCCACAACCUCCACUGCUACAGUCACCACUGCAGCCACCUCCACUGCUGCCAUUGCCACAGUGGCCACCUCUGCUGCCACAGCCCUCACGUCCCCCACUGCCUCCAGCACCACCACCGCUGUGUCACCAGCCACGCAGCCCAGGACACGGCCAGGGAGCACAGGGGUGACCAGGUCCCCCGCCAGCAGUGCCACACCAGUACCUUCCCUUUCCACGGGACUGACAGCCCAAGUGACAUCCUCGAGGCCCAGCCACACAGGCACGCUCCCAGUGUCUGCCACGUCGGUCCUCCUGACUCACACAGCCUCAAGGGGGCCGACCCCGGCGUCGGUGAUGACGCAAACCUCCACGUCUCAGCCGUUGACGGGAACAGCAGUGGGCAAAACGGGCACCACCUCCACUGGCCCGCUGUCCACCUCGCACCCUGAGACCAGCAUGCCGGGAACCCCGGUGUCGACGGGCACCACCACGUGUGAGCCCCGCUGUCAGUGGACAGAGUGGUUUGACGAGGACUACCCCAAGUCCGAGGAGGCAGGGGGGGACGUUGAGUCCUACGACAAGAUCAGGCGUGCGGGAGGGGCCGUGUGCGAGCAGCCCCAGGGCAUAGAGUGCCAGGCCGAAAACUUCCCCGACGUCAGGCUGGAGGAGCUGAAUCAGCGCGUGCACUGUGACGUCAGCUUCGGCCUGGUCUGCAGGAACGACGAGCAGGUGGGCCUGUUCAAGAUGUGCUACAACUACAAAAUCCGUGUGCUGUGCUGUGGGUACGGCCACUGCGGGGAGCCCACGUCCCCCACUGCCACUGCCACCGCAUCCACUGUCACAGCCCGCACGGCCACCACCUCCACUGCCACAGCCACCACUGUGGCCACCUCUACAGCCACCACUGCCACCACAUCCACUGCCACAGCCCCCACUGCCACCGCAUCCACUGCUACAGUCACCACUGUGGCCACCUCUACAGCCACCACUGCCACCGCAUCCACUGCCACAGCCCCCACUGCCACCGCAUCCACUGCUACAGUCACCACUGUGGCCACCUCUACAGCCCCCACUGCCACCACAUCCACUACCACAGCCCCCACUGCCACCGCAUCCACUGCCACCGCAUCCACUGCCACAGCCCCCACUGCAGCCACCUCCACUGCCACCGCCCCCACCCCCAUGGCCUCCACGUCCCCCACCACCACUGCCACAGCCCCCACUGCCACAACCUCCACUGCUAGAGUCACCACUGCAGCCACCUCCACUGCUGCCAUUGCCACAGCAGCCACCUCUGCUGCCACAGCCCCCACGUCCCCCACUGCCUCCAGCACCACCACCACUGUGCCACCAGCCACACAGCCCACAACAUGGCCGGGGAGCACAGGGGUGACCAGGUCCCCCACCAGCAGUGCCACACCAGCGUCUUCCCUUUCCACGGGACUGACAGCCCGAGUGACAUCGAGUCCCAGCCACACAGGCACGCUCCCAGUGUCUGCCACGGGGAGCCUCACAUCUCCCCCAGGGUCCACAGAGCCCACCGUCCCACGGAGGGCCACAUCGGUCCUCCCGACUCACACAGCCUCAAGGGGGCCCACCCCGACGUCGGUGACGAUGGAAACCUCCACGUCUCAGCUGCUGACGGGAACAGCAGUGGGCACAACGGGCACCAGCUCCACCGGCCCGCUGUCCACUUCGCACCCUGAGACCAGCAUGCCGGGAAUCCCGGUGUCGACGGCCACCACUGGGGCCACCACCAGCCAGGGCACAACCAGCUGUCAACCCAAGUGCCAAUGGACAGAGUGGUUUGACGUGGACUUCCCCACCUCGGGGGUCAGGGGUGGAGACAUGGAAACCUAUGACAAUAUCCGGGCUGCGGGCGGCAAGAUGUGUCAGCAGCCGCAGAAGAUUGAAUGCCGGGCGGAGAGCUACCCCGAGGUGAGCAUCGAUCAGAUCGGGCAGGUGCUCAGCUGCAGCCUGGAGGUCGGGCUGGUCUGCAGGAACGAAGACCAGAGGGGGCAGUUCACCAUGUGCUUCAACUACAACAUCCGUGUGUACUGCUGCGAUGAUGUCCGGCACUGCCCCACCACGGCUACCCCCUACCUCACCUCCACCACACUGCCCGCCACCAGCAGCUCCACAGCCACGGUGCCAUGGCCCUCGACCUCUGCCACGACCCAGACCCAACCCACCUCCACCGCACCGCCUGCCACUGGCAGAUCCACGGCCACAGUGCCAAGUCCCUCGAUCUCUGCAGUGACCCAGACAGGUGCCCCCACCACGGCCCCUCCAACUGCGCACAUUCACGAGACCACCUUCGGGACCACCCUCCUCCCCACCACCGUGACGCCCAACACUAGGGCUACCACCUACACCCGCUCCCUGCACCCCACAGCCUCUCCUCAGGUCACAGAGCUCCCCACCAGGCCCUUCGAGACCACACCCGGACCCCCCAUCACGACACCCAGCACAGGCCACGCCACCUCCAGCACAGGGGCGGGCACCAGAGCCUCCGUAUCCACCCGCAUGCCUGAGCCCAGCACCUCCUCACUGGGCACCACCCUCGGCUCCUCCAUGGCCACCUCCACAGCCACGGUGUCCUCGCAGAAGACCCACACCUCCAGCACCCCGCUGGUCACCACGUCCCCAGAGACCGGGUCCACGGCCUGUCAGCCUCGCUGUGCCUGGACAGACUGGCUGGACCAGAGCUACCCGAUGCCGGGGGCCUCUGGGGGGGACUUCGAGACCUAUGCUAAUAUCCAGGCGGCCGGUGGGGCCAUCUGCCAGCAGCCUCUGCAGCUGCAGUGCCGGGCCGAGGCCCUGCCUGAGGAGGCCCUGCAGGAUCUGGGCCAGGUGGUGCAGUGCCGGCUGGAGGAGGGCCUGGUGUGCCGGAACCGAGACCAGAGUAGCCUGAUGUGCCUCAACUACCAGAUUCGCGUGUUCUGCUGCGACCACAGCCACUGCCCCAGCCCCACCAGUCCCACGUCCACCACGCCGGCCCCCUCACCCUCCACCAUCAGCACCAGCACUGGCAGUCUGUCAUCGAAGGUCACCACCCAGACGCACCUCUCCUCCCCAGGGACGAUCAAGAGGGUCUCCACCCCCACAACUCUGACAGGUCCCUUCUCCACAGGGACCACCCAGAGCAUCUCCUCCACCACCCGUAUGACAGGUCCCUCCUCCACGGGGACCACUAAGAAGGUCUACACCUCCACCAGUGUGACAGGUCCCUUCUCCACGGGGACCACCAAGAGGGUCUAUGCCACCACCAGUGUGACAGGUCCCUCCUCCACAGGGACCAGGCAGAGUGUCUACACCUCCACCCGUGUGACAGGUCCCUUCUCCACUGGGACAACCCAGAGGGUCUCCAGCCCCACCACUCUGACAGGUCCCUCCUCCACGGGGACCACCCAGAGGGUCUCCACCCCCACCCGUAUGACAGGUCCCUUCUCCACGGGGACCACCAAAAGGGUCUAUGCCUCCACCAGUGUGACAGGUCCCUCCUCCGUGGGGACCACACAGAGUGUCUACACCUCCACCAGUGUGACAGGUCCCUUCUCCACGGGGAACACGCAGAGUGUCUCCACCCCUACCACUCUGACAGGUCCCUCCUCCAUGGGGACCACCAAGAGGGUCUCCACCCCCACCCGUGUGACAGGUCCCUCCUACCCUGGAACCACCCAGAGGGUCUCCUCCCCCACCAUUCUGACAGGUCCCUCCUCCAUGGAGACCACCCAGAGGGUCUCCACCACCACCCCUCUGACAGGUCCCUCCUCCACGGGGACCACCAAGGGGGUCUCCACCACCACCCCUCUGACAGGUCCCUCCUCCACGGGGACCACCAAGGGGGUCUCCACCACCACCCAUGUGACAGGUCCCUCCUCCACGGGGACCACGAAGAGGGUCUCCACCACCACCCCUCUGACAGGUCCCUCCUACCCUGGAACCACCCAGAGGGUCUCCUCCCCCACCAUUCUGACAGGUCCCUCCUCCACGAGGACCACCCAGAGGGUCUCCACCCCCACCCCUCUGACAGGUCCCUCCUCCACGGGGACCACCCAGAGGGUCUCCACCACCACCCCUCUGACAGGUCCCUCCUCCACGGGGACCACCCAGAGGGUCUCCACCGCCACCCCUCUGACAGGUCCCUCCUCCACGGGGACCACCAAGGGGGUCUAUGCCUCCACCAGUGUGACAGGUCCCUUCUCCACAGGGAACACGCAGAGUGUCUCCACCCCUACAACUCUGACAGGUCCCUCCUCCACGGGGACCACCAAGAGGGUCUCCACCCCCACCCGUGUGACAGGUCCCUCCUACCCUGGAACCACCCAGAGGGUCUCCUCCCCCACCAUUCUGACAGGUCCCUCCUCCACGGGGACCAGCCAGAGGGUCUCCACCCCCACCCCUCUGACAGGUCCCUCCUCCAUGGAGACCACCCAGAGGGUCUCCACCACCACCCCUCUGACAGGUCCCUCCUCCACAGGGACCACCAAGGGGGUCUCCACCACCACCCCUCUGACAGGUCCCUCCUCCACGGGGACCACCAAGGGGGUCUCCACCACCACCCAUGUGACAGGUCCCUCCUCCACUGGGACCACGAAGAGGGUCUCCACCACCACCCCUCUGACAGGUCCCUCCUACCCUGGAACCACCCAGAGGGUCUCCUCCCCCACCAUUCUGACAGGUCCCUCCUCCACGAGGACCACCCAGAGGGUCUCCACCCCCACCCCUCUGACAGGUCCCUCCUCCACGGGGACCACCCAGAGGGUCUCCACCCCCACCCCUCUGACAGGUCCCUCCUCCACGGGGACCACCCAGAGGGUCUCCACCGCCACCCCUCUGACAGGUCCCUCCUCCACGGGGACCACCAAGGGGGUCUAUGCCUCCACCAGUGUGACAGGUCCCUUCUCCACAGGGAACACGCAGAGUGUCUCCACCCCUACAACUCUGACAGGUCCCUCCUCCACGGGGACCACCAAGAGGGUCUCCACCCCCACCCGUGUGACAGGUCCCUCCUACCCUGGAACCACCCAGAGGGUCUCCUCCCCCACCAUUCUGACAGGUCCCUCCUCCACGGGGACCAGCCAGAGGGUCUCCACCCCCACCCCUCUGACAGGUCCCUCCUCCAUGGAGACCACCCAGAGGGUCUCCACCACCACCCCUCUGACAGGUCCCUCCUCCACAGGGACCACCAAGGGGGUCUCCACCACCACCCCUCUGACAGGUCCCUCCUCCACGGGGACCACCAAGGGGGUCUCCACCACCACCCAUGUGACAGGUCCCUCCUCCACGGGGACAACCCAGAGGGUCUCCUCCGCUACCACUCUGACAGGUCCCUCCUCCAUGGGGACCACCAAGGGGGUCUCCACCACCACCCAUGUGACAGGUCCCUCCUCAACGGGGACCACCAAGGGGGUCUAUGCCUCCACCAGUGUGACAGGUCCCUUCUCCACAGGGAACACGCAGAGUGUCUCCACCCCUACCACGCUGACAGGUCCCUCCUCCACGGGGACCACCAAGAGGGUCUCCACCCCCACCCGUGUGACAGGUCCCUCCUACCCUGGAACCACCCAGAGGGUCUCCUCCCCCACCAUUCUGACAGGUCCCUCCUCCACGAGGACCAGCCAGAGGGUCUCCACCACCACCCCUCUGACAGGUCCCUCCUCCACGGGGACCACCCAGAGGGUCUCCACCACCACCCCUCUGACAGGUCCCUCCUCCAUGGGGACCACCAAGGGGGUCUCCACCACCACCCAUGUGACAGGUCCCUCCUCCACGGGGACCACCAAGAGGGUCUCCACCAUCACCCCUCUGACAGGUCCCUCCUCCAUGGGGACCACCAAGGGGGUCUCCACCACCACCCAUGUGACAGGUCCCUCCUCCACGGGGACCACCAAGAGGGUCUCCACCACCUCCCCUCUGACAGGUCCCUCCUACCCUGGAACCACCCAGAGGGUCUCCUCCCCCACCAUUCUGACAGGUCCCUCCUCCACGAGGACCAGCCAGAGGGUCUCCACCCCCACCCCUCUGACAGGUCCCUCCUCCACGGGGACCACCCAGAGGGUCUCCACCACCACCCCUCUGACAGGUCCCUCCUCCACGGGGACCACCAAGAGGGUCUCCACCCCCACCCAUGUGACAGGUCCCUCCUACCCUGGAACCACCCAGAGGGUCUCCUCCCCCACCAUUCUGACAGGUCCCUCCUCCACUGGGACCAGCCAGAGGGUCUCCACCCCCACCCCUCUGACAGGUCCCUCCUCCAUGGAGACCACCCAGAGGGUCUCCACCCCCACCCCUCUGACAGGUCCCUCCUCCACGGGGACCACCAAGGGGGUCUCCACCACCACCCCUCUGACAGGUCCCUCCUCCACGGGGACCACCAAGGGGGUCUCCACCACCACCCAUGUGACAGGUCCCUCCUCCACGGGGACCACGAAGAGGGUCUCCACCACCACCCCUCUGACAGGUCCCUCCUACCCUGGAACCACCCAGAGGGUCUCCUCCCCCACCAUUCUGACAGGUCCCUCCUCCACGAGGACCAGCCAGAGGGUCUCCACCCCCGCCCCUCUGACAGGUCCCUCCUCCACGGGGACCACCCAGAGGGUCUCCACCACCACCCCUCUGACAGGUCCCUCCUCCACGGGGACCACCAAGGGGGUCUCCACCACCACCCAUGUAACAGGUCCCUCCUCCACGGGGACAACCCAGAGGGUCUCCUCCGCUACCACUCUGACAGGUCCCUCCUCCAUGGGGACCACCAAGGGGGUCUCCACCACCACCCAUGUGACAGGUCCCUCCUCCACGGGGACCACCAAGAGGGUCUCCACCCCAACCCGUGUGACAGGGCCCUCCUCCACGGGGACCACCAAGGGGGUCUAUGCCUCCACCAGUGUGACAGGUCCCUUCUCCACAGGGAACACGCAGAGUGUCUCCACCCCUACCACUCUGACAGGUCCCUCCUCCACGGGGACCACCAAGAGGGUCUCCACCCCCACCCGUGUGACAGGUCCCUCCUACCCUGGAACCACCCAGAGGGUCUCCUCCCCCACCAUUCUGACAGGUCCCUCCUCCACGAGGACCAGCCAGAGGGUCUCCACCACCACCCCUCUGACAGGUCCCUCCUCCACGGGGACCACCAAGGGGGUCUCCACCACCACCCAUGUGACAGGUCCCUCCUCCACGGGGACCACCCAGAGGGUCUCCUCUGCUACCACUCUGACAGGUCCCUCCUCCAUGGGGACCACCAAGGGGGUCUCCACCACCACCCAUGUGACAGGUCCCUCCUCCAAGGGGACCACCCAGAGGGUCUCCUCCGCUACCACUCUGACAGGUCCCUCCUCCAUGGGGACCACCAAGGGGGUCUCCACCACCACCCUUGUGACAGGUCCCUCCUCCACGGGGACCACCUCCAGCACAGGGGCGGGCACCAGAGCCUCCGUAUCCACCCGCAUGCCUGAGCCCAGCACCUCCUCACUGGGCACCACCCUCGGCUCCUCCAUGGCCACCUCCACAGCCACGGUGUCCUCGCAGAAGACCCACACCUCCAGCACCCCGUUGGUCACCACGUCCCCAGACAUCGGGUCCACGGCCUGUCAGCCUCGCUGUGCCUGGACAGACUGGCUGGACCAGAGCUACCCGAUGCCGGGGGCCUCUGGGGGGGACUUCGAGACCUAUGCUAAUAUCCAGGCGGCCGGUGGGGCCAUCUGCCAGCAGCCUCUGCAGCUGCAGUGCCGGGCCGAGGCCCUGCCUGAGGAGGCCCUGCAGGAUCUGGGCCAGGUGGUGCAGUGCCGGCUGGAGGAGGGCCUGGUGUGCCGGAACCGAGACCAGAGUAGCCUGAUGUGCCUCAACUACCAGAUCCGCGUGUUCUGCUGUGACCACAGCCACUGCCCCAGCCCCGCCAGUCCCACGUCCACCACGCCGGCCCCCUCACCCUCCACCAUCAGCACCAGCACUGGCAGUCUGUCAUCGAAGGUCACCACCCAGACGCACCUCUCCUCCCCAGGGACGAUCAAGAGGGUCUCCACCCCCACCACUCUGACAGGUCCCUCCUCCACGGGGACCACCGAGGGGGUCUCCACCCCCACCCGUGUGACAGGUCCCUCCUCCACGGGGACCACCCAGAGCAUCUCCUCCACCACCCAUAUGACAGGUCCCUUCUCCACAGGGACCACCAAGAGGGUCUAUGCCUCCACCAGUGUGACAGGUCCCUCCUCCAUGGGGACCACCGGGAGGGUCUACACCUCAACCACUGUGACAGGUCCUUCCUACUCUGGGACCACCCAGAGGGUCUACACCUCCACCAGUGUGACAGGUCCCUCCUCCAAGGGGACAACCCAGAGGGUCUCCACCCCCACCCGUGUGACAGGUCCCUCCUCCACGCGGACCACCGGGAAGGUCUACACCUCCACCACUCUGACAGGUCCCUCCUCCACGGGGACCACCCAGAGGGUCUCCACCUCAACCACUGUGACAGGUCCCUUCUCCCCUGGGACCACCGAGAGCAUCUCCACCCCUAGUCCCUCUGCCUUCCCGGGGUCCCCACCCAUGACCACCAAGCCAGGCUUGCCCAGUGUCUCUCCUACGGGUCCCCUUUUGACUUCCCCCAUAUCGACCGCCUCCUGGUCCCCACCCACCACCUCUUCCUGGUCCGGGGUGGCCUCUGGCAGCCCGGGGACCUUCUCCAUCUCCACUGCCUCUCCCAGCCCCACCACAGCCUGCCUUUGCCACGCCUUCGGAAAGUUCUUCCUACCAGGGGACAUCAUCUACAACAAGACCGACGGAGUGGGCUGCCACUUCUUAGCCAUCUGCAACCAGCGCUGUGACAUCGACCGCUUCCAGGGCGCCUGCUCCACCCCCUCACCCUCGGGGACCUCGGCCUCUGUUCCCCCAGACACCCCAGUUCCCGGCUGCAAUCGCAUCAUCCCACCCCGACAGGUGAAUGAGUCCUGGACCCUGGAGGACUGCACAGUGGCUCGGUGUGAGGGUGACAACCGUGUCGUCCUGCUGGGGCCGAAGCCGAUGGGUGAAGUCGUCUGCGUGAACGGGCACCUGCCCGUGAGAGUGCAGAGCGGGGAUGGGCCCUGUGACUACAGCUACGAGUGCCAGUGUGAGAGCCCGCCUCUGGGGGCCCGUCCACACCCCCCAGGCUCCUGCAGCGGCUGGGGGGACACCCACUACGAGACCUUCGACGGCACCUCCUACUCUUUCCUGGACAAUUGCACCCACGUCCUCAUGCGGGAGAUCCGGCCGCGCCACGGCAACCUCAGCAUUCUCCUGUACAACCACUACUGCGAGGCCGCCGCCAGCUGCCCCCGCGCCCUCGGCGUCCACUAUGAGUCCAUGGACAUCGUCCUCACCACCACCCCUGGCGCCGACGGGCAGGAGGAAAGCCUGAUCCUGUUUGGCCAAAUGCGGGUGAGGCAGAGCUUCAGCAAGAACGGCCUGACCGUGACGGCAACGGGGGCCACCGAGAUGAGCAUCGAGAUUCCCGCCGUCGGCGUGAGAGUCAUCUUCAACGGGCGGGUCUUCCAAGCCCAGCUGUCCUACAGCCACUUCAGCUACAACACCGAGGGCCAGUGUGGCACCUGCACCAACAGCCGCAGGGACGACUGUCGCCGGCCUGACGGCACCACGGCCCCCACCUGCCAGGACAUGGCCCAGUCCUGGCUGGUCCCCAACAGCAGCGGGGAGGGCUGCUGGGCACCGACCGGCCUGCCCCCGACCGCCAGCCCCCUGUCGCCGGCACCCAGCACACCCACCUCCACUCCGUGCCCCCCGGAACCCCUCUGCGAGCUGCUGCUGAGCCCGGUCUUCGCCGGGUGCCACGGCCUCAUCCCGCCCGGCCCGUUCUUCAGCACCUGUGUCAGCGACAGCUGCGGGCCCAGCCGCCCUGAAGCGCUCUGCCAGAGCCUGGAGGCCUACUCGGCGCUCUGCCGCGCCCGGGGCGUGUGCCCCGACUGGCGCAACGCCACCAGCGGGCUGUGUGACCUCACCUGCCCGCCCACCAAGGUGUAUAAGCCGUGUGGCCCCGUGCAGCCCAAGUCCUGUGACUCCAGGAGCCAGAGCCCGGCGAGCAGGGGGCUGGCAGAGGGUUGCUUCUGUCCCGACGGCCACAUCCUGUUCAACUCACACACGGACGUCUGUGUGCCCGAGUGCCCCUGCGUGGGACCGGAUGGGUUUCCCAAAUUCCCCGGAGAGCGAUGGGUCAGCAACUGCCAGUCCUGCGUGUGUGAUGAAGGCUCCGUGUCGGUGCAGUGCGUCCCUGUGCAGUGCGAGGCCCGGGACCAGCCACAGGAAUGUGGCUGGGCCGGCUUCGUGGCCCAGACCAGGCCCCUGGCCGACAACCCUUGCUGCAUGGAAACUCUGUGUGUCUGCAACACGAGCACGUGCCCCCAGAGCCCACCCAAAUGUAGGCCGGGAGAGGAGCUGGCCUGCACCCAGGCGGAGAACAGCUGCUGCCCCACCUUCAGCUGCCGGCCUCAGCUGUGCACCUACAACGGCACCGUCUACGGGGUCGGUGCAACCUUCCCAGCGGUCAUUCCCUGCCACACGUGCACCUGCCUGUCCGUGGACACCCGUGACCCGACCGUGCAGUGUGAGGAGGAGGCCUGCAACGCCACUUGUCCCCAGGGCUUCCAGUACUCGAGGGUGGCCGGGCAGUGCUGCGGGGAGUGCGUGCAGACAGCUUGCCUCACGUCCGACGGCCGGCUGGUCCAGCCCAACGAGACCUGGGUCAACAGCCUCGUGGACAACUGCACGUUGUACCACUGCCAGGCUGAGAACGGGCCCCCGAUGCUGACCCCGACGCCCGUCGCGUGCCCGGACGUGUCCAGCUGCAGGGGCAUCCUCAGGAAAAUCGGCUGCUGCUACUCCUGUGAGGAAGUGGACUCCUGCCAGGUACGCGCCAGCUUGACGGUCCUGCGACACCGGGGCUGCGCCACCCAGGCCGCCGUCAGCGUCCCCUUCUGCGAGGGCUUCUGCCCGGGAGCGUCCCGGUACUCCACGGGGGCCCAGGCCACGCAGUGCCCGUGCAUCUGCUGCCAGGAGACCAGGGCCCACCAGGAGGUGGUGACCAUGCAGUGUCCCAACGGGACGGCCUUCCAGCACACCUACACCCACGUGGACGAGUGCAGCUGUGGCCCAUCCUGCGUCUCCUCGGCCCAGGCUCCCGAGGACAGCACCCCCACCUUCCCGAUCUAUGGGUCCACCGCUGUCUGACGCAUUCUGCCCCCCCCUCACACGCCCACCCCACCUGGAGCCAGAACACGCAGCACCCGACCACAGAAACCGCAGGAGCCUACGCACACCUCCUGUGAAUACCACUGCCCCCGCCCACUUUACACCUGCCCCAGGUGAAACCCAGGCCCUGGAGGGUGACAGCGUAGUGGGGGUCGGCUUGAGGAGGACCCCAGGCGGGGGGCGCCUGCCCUCAGAGCCCCUCCUGCCUGCUUUGGCCACCUGCCUGGCCUUCGGGACCUGAGCCUCAUCCGAAACACAGGCACCCACUCCACCCAGGCUCACCCCCGUCCUGGGGUCAGAGGGACGCCCCGGAGAAAACUGCACACCCACCACUGUGCUGCUCCCACGGCGGGCCUGUGUGCCCCCCACGGCCCCUCGAAGCCCCGUGGCGCACAGGUGCCCGCUGGCUACACCUCCUGCAGCUGAGCGCACACUGAGGCCUGUCCAGGCAAGGCCGGCUACCUGCUCACGUCUGGACCGCGGCCUGAGGCUACGAGGGCCAAGGGACGGGCCCCGGCGGGGUCGGCACCCCACAGCACCCCCUCUGCUCACCCAGCCCCCGUCUUUGAAAAUAAACAGCGA